UUUGCGGAAAGCGUGUUUCGCUGCUGAAUUUAGCUCGCACACUUGCUCACGGAUCCAAAGAUCCAAACCCAGCGUCCCAAAGCCACCCAUGGCCACAACCACAACCACACAGCCACCCACACCCACAACAUCUUGACCACUGCUGCCCAACCCUCCACACUCCCGUCUGCUCAAAGGAUCAUUAUUAUUGAUUAUUGUUAAUUCACCAUGACAGGCUCCAAUUUCAUCGUCUCUCGAUUCAAACGUCUUCCCGUGACACUUUAUCGGUUGCAAGGUCGUCUCCCGGUGAAUCUGCGCGAUCAUGCCACGCAAAUGGCAGCCGGUCGACAGUCGUUCGAUCUGAAGCGCCGCGAAGCGGAUGGUCUGGUUCAUCCCGCACAAGGCGAUACAUGGAUUGGCCCCAAUGGCAUGUCCCUUCGUCCCGCCACGGAGAAUAUGCUGCACAUUGCCAAGAAUUAUCGCGGCAAUGUGACCGUCUAUCGCAUGCAAGAAGGCAUGGAUAUGCCGGAUGGACUGAUCGUCUUGCACGAACGAGACGAUCAUUACUCGCUCCAAACCGACGAGCCAGUGACGCUCGAAACACUCAACGAACGCCUCACAGAAUUUUUGGAAACGCUUCCGUCGCAAACGCGGGAUCAAUUUGUAGAGCAAUUGGAAGAUCCAGACGAUCAAGACAAUUAAUUAAUCAUUAGAAUGAAUGAAUACAGUACCAGUAUAAACCAAGGAACAGCAGCAUAGUAUGUCAAUCAAUCUGCACCAAGUUGGAUGGUUAUCAUGUAUGUGGACCUUGCACUCCCGCACCUCCAAUGGUCGCGGAGCCCAAAUAUAGAUCAACCCUCGCUUCGGCUUGUUGGGGGAUUGCCAGUACAGGAGUCCAUGCCCAUUGACACCAUAUCCGUUAUAGAUGUUGUUGUUGUUUUUGAGAGGGUUGCUUGGUAGCCCUAGCGGUAACUUUUAAGAUGUUAACUGGCUGGGGCUCAGCAGAAGUACUUGGAAUGGAACUGGGCAUGGAGCUGGGCAUGGAGUUGCUGCUAUAGAGAUGAUAGCUUGCUAGUAAUAAUAAUAGUUGACUGGGGCUCAGCAGAGUAU
This is a messenger RNA of Seminavis robusta, 1089 nucleotides long. Lineage: Eukaryota; Bacillariophyta; Bacillariophyceae; Naviculales; Naviculaceae. The record is from the annotation of a GenBank genome assembly.